Molecule: messenger RNA, 7671 nt
Organism: Ramularia collo-cygni
Lineage: Eukaryota; Fungi; Ascomycota; Dothideomycetes; Mycosphaerellales; Mycosphaerellaceae
Product: related to type I polyketide synthase
Exons: 11
Coding region: 1-7671 (2556 amino acids)
Biological process (GO): secondary metabolite biosynthetic process; fatty acid biosynthetic process
Molecular function (GO): 3-oxoacyl-[acyl-carrier-protein] synthase activity; fatty acid synthase activity; phosphopantetheine binding
Source: RefSeq, a predicted model, not a curated record
AUGAGCGAUGGCAGGAUCGCGAUUGUAGGCAUGGCCUGCCGCUUCGCCGGUGAUGCUACGAGCCCAACGAAACUAUGGGAGAUGCUGCAGAGUUCACAGACAGCAUGGAGCGGCGUGCCAACAUCGCGUUUCAAUGCAGCAGCGUUUCAGCACCCGAACCGGGAGAGGGGCGAUUCCACCAAUGUGAGCAGCGGGCAUUUCCUGAAGCAGGACGUUGCGCACUUUGACAAGAACUUCUUCGGCUUGUCCACCGAAGUUGCCAAGAGUAUGGACCCUCAACAGCGCAUGACUCUCGAGGUCGUAUACGAGGCCGCGGAGAGUGCGGGAAUCACACUAGAUCAGCUUGCUGGGUCCAAUACUUCUGUCUUCGCCGGACUCAUGCAACGAGAUUACCACGAUGGCCUCCUGCGCGACCCCGAUCGCCUGCYUUCAACAUUCAACGCCACCAAUGCGGCUGCAAUGGCGUCAAAUCGCGUGUCACAUUUCUAUGACCUCCGUGGACCUAGCAUGACUGUUGAUACAGCUUGCUCAACGACCUUGACAGCCGUGCAUCUGGCCUGCGCAAGCCUACGGAGUGGCGAGUCUGAUGCUUCGAUUGUGACCGGGACCAACUUGAUGCUCAAUCCGGAGUUUUUUGUCACCAUGUCGAAUGUCGGCUUCCUCUCCCCGGAUGGCAAGUCUUAUGCCUUUGAUGAGCGUGCCAAUGGCUAUGGUCGCGGGGAAGGCAUCGCGGCCAUUAUGUUGAAGCCUCUAGCAGAUGCCAUCGCUGCUAAUGAUCCCAUCCAAGCCGUCAUCUGCGCAACCGCCCUCAAUCAAGACGGGAAAACAGCAACAAUCACCCGUCCGAGCUCUGAAGCACAGCAAGCGCUGAUCGAAACCUGCUAUCGGCGGGCCAAUCUGGACAUGAAAGACACGGGAUACGUGGAAGCUCACGGUACCGGAACUCCCACAGGGGACCCCCUCGAACUCAAGGCCAUUGCCAACACAAUUGGCGCGGCAAGAAGCUCCGCCUCCUUGCCGCUCUGGCUGGGAUCCAUCAAGUCGCAUAUUGGACACUGCGAGGCUGCCAGUGGACUUGCGAGCAUAAUAAAAGUCGCACUGUCCUUGAAAGCGGGCAUCAUUCCCCGAACGGCCGAGUUUGCUGACAUGAGCAGAGCGUGUAGUAAUGUCGCAGGACAUGCCUUGGUUCCCCGGGAAAGCGUCAAGUGGCCCGAACAAGAUUGCAUACGUCGAGCAUCGAUUAAUAAUUUCGGAUUUGGGGGCGCCAAUGCUCAUGUGAUUAUGGAGGAACCACCUGAUUUGGGUGAUGAUCAGACGACGUUAAGCUCGCCGCCGCGACGGCAGGUGUUUGUGCUGAGCGGCUUUGACGAUGACGCUCUACGCCGCACAGCAGUCCAACUGAGUCGGUAUCUCGCCCAGCAUCAGAGCAAGCAUGGCCGGCACUUGGACCUUCUUCUCCACGAUCUCGCGUACACCCUCCACCAACGCCGCUCGAGGUUUUCGUGCAUUGAUGCCGUCAGUGCAGUCACUGUAACGGAGUUGAUUCAGUCCCUAGAGCAAGUCGGAGGCUCGCCCUCCACAACAAGCAAGACAGCCUUGCGGAUUGGGUUUGUUUUCAAUGGACAAGGGGCAUCAUGGYAGGGCAUGGGCAAGGAGCUUUUCGCUACAUAUCCAGUUUUUCGCGCCAGCAUCCAAAACAUGGCUGGAUACAUGAGGGAAAUGGGGACGCAUUGGUGUCUUGAAGAGGAACUCAUGCGAGACUCAAAAUCGAGCCUUUUGGACGAGACGGAAUAUAGUCUUCCGCUCUCCAUUGCCGUCCAGGUGGCAUUGACCGACUUGUUACGUUCAUGGAAUGUGAAUCCGGCCGUUGUGACGGGACAUUCAAGUGGAGAAGUCGCUGCUGCUUAUGCUGCGCGAGCCAUUGAUGCCCGUUCCGCCAUCGCUCUAGGCUUCAUACGUGGAGCGCUGUCCCCCAGGAACGAGACCAACGUGAGGCGAGGGGCCAUGCUUGCUGUGGGACUCUCCGAAGAGGAGACACUCUUUUAUAUCACUGCGGUGGAUCGAGAGAACGUCGGUCAAGUGUGGGUCGCAUGCGUCAACAGUCACCGAAGUGUGACGGCAUCAGGGGACGCGGAUGCCAUUGCCCUAUUACAGAGCCUUCUUGACAACGAUGGGGUCUUCUGCCGUCGACUUCGGGUGCAAACGGCCUUUCAUACAGAGCACAUGGCCCCUAUCUCCUCCGAAUUCGUGGCUCAAGUACGACCGUGGCUUGUAGCAUUACCCACGGUCAUGGAUGGUGCAGAGACAGACGCGCCACCCAUCGCCUUUUAUUCUUCCGUCACCGGCCAGAAAUUCCCAGAACCCAAGGAGCUAGCUACUCCGGAAUAUUGGGACCUAAACAUGCUCUCCCAGGUAAAGUUCGACCAGGCUCUCCGCAGCAUGUGCUUCGACCGCGAGCAACAUUCGAAUCUCGAUUUUCUCGUGGAAAUUGGUCCACACAGCGCUUUAAAAGGCCCUGUUAUGGACGGGUUGAAACAAGCGAAGCUGCAGGGAGCUGAAGGUGAUAUUGGCUAUGGUAGUUGUUUAAUACGCAACGAGGAUUCCGUACAGAGCAUCCAAGGACUGAUCUGUGAGCUCAUUCGAAGAGGGCACGAGGGGAUCGAUCUCGACGCUGUCAAUACUCCCUUCCCUUCUCGAUCACCGCGACCUCUAACAGACCUUCCAUCUUACCCUUGGUCUCACGAAACGCCCUUCUGGAUCGAAGAAAGUCGCAAUAAAUCGUACCGCCAUCGCAGGGAAGCACCUCGGGAUCUUCUGGGAGUGCGUGAUGACUCUGCCGAGCCGGCAACGAAGAUUUGGCGGAACUUCCUGAAGCUCUCGGACGUGCCAUGGCUACGAGACCACGUGGUCGACGGCAAGGUUGUAUUUCCCGCCGCUGGCUAUGUCUGUAUGGCCAUCGACGCCAUCAGUCAGGCAACAAUGCAAAGAGGUGACGAUGGCGAGUUCCACAUCCGAGACGUUUCAUUCUCCCGGGGCCUCAUCGUACCUGACGACGACGGAGAUUGUCAAAUACAGCUUCAUUUGCAAGCCUGCCCAACGAAGGACUUGAAAUCAAGCGGAUGGUUUGAAUUCCAGAUCCAAUCUUGCGAGUCCAAACCGGAUGGUAUUGAUGUCUGGCGAGUCCAUUGCAGUGGGCAGAUACGAACGAAUGACCGAGAUGACGGACAACCAGUCAUCCGUCGCCGGGGAAGCAUUCCUUCUGGUGAAAAUCUCAUGGAACCCGAGGAUCUCUGGCUGAUGCUACAGCGUGUCGGAAUUCAGUACGGUCCCUCGUUCCGCGGUAUACAUGGUAUCGCCCAACAAGACUGCACUUCCGCUGGUGAAACAAAUGUAGCCCUCCGGAUCAACGACACGGCAGCGACGAUGCCGGCUGGACACGAGUCAGAGUACGUGAUGCAUCCGACUACGCUCGAUGCCACAUUGCAGGCUGCCUAUGCCGCUCUAUCCACAAUCUGCCCGGCCAACAUCAAGCAGGCAUAUCUUCCUUAUUCCAUURCCUCUAUGCGGCUGUGGUCGGGAACCCCUAGGGAUGUGGGACAUCAACUGUCGGCCGUUGUUUCCUCUGGACGACUGGAACGGAAUGCCUUCUGCGUAGACGUAGCGGUAUACGACGAUCCGUGCAGUCCCGAUACGCGGCCAGUGUUGGAAUUGAGUGGACUCGAAUUCCAUAGCCUAGCUACUACGCUCGAUUCAAAUGAUGCGGAUGCGACGGAUAAGAAAAAUGGCACCCAGCUAUUGACACAAGUCUCCUGGAAGCCCGAUGUUCAAUUCGGCAUACCAGAGAGUAUACUUUCAGGCCUAAAACACCUUACUGAUCCAGGUGAAAAGCAGACGGCGAAAGCGCUGCGCUCCGUCGCAUUGCACUACAUGUCAAAAGCAUUGGAAGUGGUCCCUCCCCAUGGCGUUUGCGGCCAGUUGCCGCACCUCACGAAAUAUCGUCAGUGGAUGGCCGACGAGCUCCAACUUACUCCUCCACCAACCCUCAUUCCUGGCGAGUUUGAGGGCAUGCUGCGUCAGGUCGCCUCGUCUGGUGUAGAGGGGGAGAUGACGGUACGUUUGGGACCGAAUAUUCCUGCGAUCCUACAAGGCCACAUAUCCGCUCUGGAUCUCAUGAUGCAAGACCGGCUGCUAUACCGAUACUACGAGAAUGGGCCGCGCUGGCAGCGUUCCACAGCGCAGCUGGCAUCACUCCUACGCAUGAUGGCCGAAGUGAAUCCAGACUGUCGCAUACUUGAAGUUGGUGCGGGUACAGGAACCGCUACCAAAGCUGCCCUCGAUGCCUUGUCCUUGGGUAGCAGCGACUCACCACAGGAGGCCGGAAGUCCCGAUGAGACCUUGCUGUUUGGCACAUAUUACUUCACCGACAUCUCCCCCGGAUUCUUCGCCUCUGCCAAGCAACACUUUGGGUCAAGAGCAGAACGCAUGACCUUCAAGACACUAGACAUCGGGCGAGACCCGUCUGAUCAGGGGUUCGAAGCUGGAACCUACGACGUGGUCAUUGCCUGCCAGGUUCUCCACGCCACCGCGGACAUGAACCAGACAAUGACCAACGUGCGUCGUUUGCUGAAGCCUGGAGGUAAACUACUGCUGAUGGAGACGACCCGAGACCCCUUGGAUCUGUUCCUCGCCUUUGGCCUGCUUCCAGGCUGGUGGUUAAGCACGGAGCCCCAGCGGACAGCGUCGCCUUCGCUCAGCGUCGAGUUGUGGGACUUGGUGCUCCGUGAUAGCGGCUUCUCUGGCAUUGACCACCAUCUACGCGAUUGCGAGGAACAGGACAACUACCAUUUCAGUGUCAUCAUGUCCACGGUUCGAUGCGAGUCAAGUGCUCCACUUAACGGCACGCACAUCAAUCCGUUGCGGGUCGUUGUGCGAGAUCUAGCCUCUGUUCCGCAAGCCUGGAUAGGAGACCUGGAGCACGCCUUGACCUCCGCUAUUGGUGAGCCUCCAACCUUUUGUGACCUGGAUUCAUCACUCGAAUGGAAGGAGGCGCCAUCCGUCAUCUACAUCGAAGCGCCAGGGACGACGCUUCUUCAUUGUCCUACGAAUGCUUACUACGGCAAGCUACAAGAGCUACUGACGACAAGCCAGCAUGUUUUAUGGAUCACACACGGCGCCGCCAUGGACGUCGUAGAUCCCCACGCCUCCCUCAUCCAGGGCAUAUUUCGAAGUCUACGGUGCGAGUACUCCGCCAACACGUACAUCACUUGUGAUCUAGACCCUCACCGACCCAUGUGGACAUCAGAUUCUGCUCAUACCAUCGCGCAGGUCUACUCAUCCACAUGUGCAAGCCUGGGAGAAGGCCGCGAGGGUGUGGUGCGAGACUUUGAAUUCUGUGAGCGACAAGGCGUCAUCCACGUUCCGCGGUUUGAUCCUUUGGUGUACAGCAUACCUGGCCCACAAGCGACUGCACCGGCAACGACACAAGCAUUCACAGACGCUGAACAUCCGUGCCGAUUCGAUGUAAGGGUACCAGGUCUACUUGACACACUCGAGUUUACACCAGACGAGAGCCGCGAGCGCAUCUCCCUUCCUCCCGAAAUGGUGGAGAUUGUGCCCCGAGCAUUUGGCUUGAAUUCCCGGCACUUGUCGUUCGCGAUGGGCGACCUGCCGUGCGAGCACCUCCCUGCCCUCGAAUGCUCAGGGAUUGUGGUUCGUCUCGGUGCUACUGCAGCGCUCCAAGGCCUGCAUAUCGGAGAUCGCGUGUGCGCCAUCACUGCCGAUGGUUGGCGCUCAAAGAUCUGGACGCCCUGGACCAAUGUCGCCAAAAUCCCUGAUUUCAUGAGCUGGGAAGCGGCUGCAAGCAUCCCAGUAGCAUUCACGACGGCAUACAUCGCUUUGAUCAAGAUGRCGCGCGUGAAGAGUGGACAAACAGUGUUGAUACAUGCAGCAGCAGGAGGUCUUGGCCAAGCCGCCAUAUCGACUUGCCAAUACCUCGGAGCAGUCGUAUAUGUCACUGUCGGAACCGAGCAAAAGCGGCAAGCCAUCACCGAACGAUUCGGAAUCCCGCCCGAACACAUCUUCAACAGUCGCAAGCCGGAUUUUGCCCAUGGGGUCUUGCAAGCCACGAAUGGGAGAGGAGUCGAUGUGGUACUCAAUUCUUUGACUGGUCCGCUCCUCCAGAGUGGCCUUGACUGCCUUGCCAGAUUUGGGACGUUCGUCGAACUCGGACGCCGCGACAUCGAAAAUCACCAUCGUAUCGACUUGACCCCUUUCAGCAGGGGCAUUUCAGUCUCUGCACUAGACCUGGCCCUCAUGGCCGAGCAUCGACCCCAUGAAAUCAAGGAGGGACUUGAUUUCUGUGUGCGACUGGUGAGCGAGAAAAUCUUACCUGGCAUCCUGCCAGUCCUUGUCUUCCCGAUGGCAAGUGCCGAGCAAGGAUUCCGUCAACUCCAGACGGGUCAGCAUAUUGGCAAGAUUGUCCUGAGCGUUGAGGAAGCGAAUGGUAUGAUUCCGAUCCGGCGACCACUACUACCCGUGAGACUAUCUCCGGAUGCCUCGUACCUUGUUGUUGGUGGUACAGGGGGUAUCGGCAAAAAAGUCUGCGAAUGGCUCCUUCAGCGGGGCGCCGUGUCACUGAUUGUGCUGUCUCGCAAUCCCGUGAAAGAUGCUCAAUUCUGGGCACCAUUCUUACAAGAGAAGUGCAAUAUCCGAACGAUCGCCUGUGACGUCUCCAACAAGCGUGAGUUGAAGGCUGCCAUCGCAACUUGUACAGACUUGCCACCCAUUCGAGGCGUCGUCCACUCUGGCAUGGUUCUCCGCGAUUCCGCGUUUGAGAAUAUGAGCAAGGAAGACUACAUGGCUGCAAUCCUUCCCAAAGUUGCCGGAACCUGGAACUUGCACGAAUUAUUCCCCGUCGUCGACUUCUUCAUCAUGCUUUCAUCGGUGUUGGGAGUCCUGGGAUCACCAGGUCAAGUCAGCUAUACAGCCGGCUGCGCCUUUCAAGACUCCAUCGCUCGAUCGCGAAGGUCUCGCGGGAUGAAUGGAGUAUCCAUCGACCUCGCUUCGGUCGAGUCGGUUGGGUAUGUGGCGGAGCACAACGCUUCUGACCGAUUGAAGAAGCGUGGAGUCUUACCACAGACCGUCGACACCGUUCUCCAUCUGUUGGAAAUCGCCAUAUUGCAGGAACCCAAGGCUUUCCACCAGAUCACUUCCGGCAUCGAUGCCUCUCCUGGUGCGCAUUGGGAAGGAGAUGUACUAAGCUUUGACAAGCGUUUCUCGAUCAUUCAGAGACAUGGAUUGUCCUUGUCGACACAGUCAGAUCCGGAAGGGCUGCGGCGCUCUAUGCUGACUACUGCACAAAAGACGAGCAGCACGCUGUCCACAAGAAUCGAUGCAAGUAUGACUAGAGACCACGCGACCCAGGUGGUUCUGGAGGAGAUUAGUGUCAAACUGGAGGAGAUGUUUGGCAAAUCUCGCAUCGAUCACUCGCGGGACUUCUCCGCCAGUGGAGUCGACUCACUUGUAGCGAUUGAACUCCGGAACUGGCUGGGAAGACAGACGGGUCUUGCUGUGACGGUUAUGGACUUGAUGCAGGCAUCUUCCAUCCAUGACUUUGCCUCGGAGAUGGCUGUUCGGCUGGGUUGCGCUUUUUCUUCUCCUGACUCCGCAUGA